This is a messenger RNA of Thunnus maccoyii (southern bluefin tuna), 4743 nucleotides long. It is a transcript of the gene mtmr7b, whose product is annotated as myotubularin related protein 7b. The transcript has 14 exons. Lineage: Eukaryota; Metazoa; Chordata; Actinopteri; Scombriformes; Scombridae. Bases 320 to 2311 code for a protein of 663 amino acids. Gene Ontology annotation, molecular function: phosphatase activity. The record is from RefSeq and is a predicted model, not a curated record. Gene Ontology annotation, biological process: dephosphorylation.
GUCGUCAUGGUGACAGCAGUGUAGUACGCAGCUGUUAUCAGCGUCAUAUCUGUCGGAGACAGGGAGACAGGCAGCUCCGGUACCGUUAACAGGGGGUAGUGUGUGUGUAGAAUCAUUUCUCCUCCAGUUUAACCGAACACAGCCCGGACACAGAGGGCGGGAAGCAUGGAGAAUAUUUCAGGACAGUGCUGGAACAGCAGCCACGCAGAGUACAGCUCGUUUGUUGACGUGAAACGGGGAAUAUAACCACUGACGGUGAAAACCACAAAACACGUCGGGCCACUCUUUCUCUCCACCUCCACCAUUUUGGUUGGCAGUGAUGGAGCACAUCCGGACGCCCAAGGUGGAAAAUGUGCGUCUCCUGGACCGGUCGUCAGGCCAGAGAAAGGCCAGUAUUGGGACGCUCUACCUUUCUGCCACGCACACCAUCUUUGUAGAAAACAACCCUGAGACACGCAAGGAGACCUGGGUGUUGCACAGCAUGGUGAGCAGUGUGGAGAGGCCUCCCACGUCACCAGCAGGAAGUCAGCUGAUCCUGCGUUGUAAGGACUUCCGAAUCUUCCAGCUCCUCAUCCCGCAGGAGAGAGACUGUUUGGAUGUCCAAGCCUCAUUGGUCAGGUUGUCACGACCAGAGAAGUAUAGUGAGCUGUACUGCCUGUCCUUCAAUCCCAAUGUGAACAAGGAGGAGAGAGAAGAAUCAUGGAACUUCAUGGACCUCAUGGCUGACUACAAGAGGAUGGGAGUUCCUAAUAACCUGUGGGUUGCUACAGCAGCCAACAGUGAAUACAGGGUGUGUGAUACGUACCCAUCAGAGCUGUUUGUUCCAAAGUCGGCCACACCUGCCAUCAUCGUGGGCAGCUCAAGGUUCAGGAGUCGAGGACGAUUUCCUGCUCUGUCCUACUUCCACCAGGAUACACUGGCUGCAGUGUGCCGGUGUAGUCAGCCCCUGUCAGGCUUCAGUGGACGCUGUCAGGAGGAUGAGAUGAUGCUGCAGGCUGUGAUGAAGUCCAACCCUGGUAGUGACUACAUCUAUGUGGUGGACACCAGGCCCAAACUGAACGCUAUGGCAAACCGAGCAGCAGGUAAAGGAUAUGAGAAUGAAGACCACUAUACCAACAUCAAGCUGCAGUUUAUUGGCAUCGAAAACAUUCAUGUGAUGAGGAGCAGCCAGCAGAAAAUCAUCGACGUUGGCGAGAUGCGAGCUCCGUCCAUGACUGACUUCCUGUGGGGUCUGGAGAACUCUGGUUGGCUCAAACACAUUAAAGCCAUUGUAGAUGCUGGGGUCUUCAUAGCCAGGGCGGUGGCAGAUGAGGGGAUCAGUGUGUUGGUUCACUGUUCAGAUGGCUGGGACAGGACAGCCCAGGCCUGCUCCGUAGCCAGUAUACUGUUGGAUCCAUACUACAGAACCAUCAAAGGACUCAUGGUGCUGAUAGAGAGAGACUGGGUUUCCUUCGGACACAAGUUCUCCCACAGGUAUGCUCACCUGGAUGGAGAUCCUAAAGAGGUGUCUCCGGUCAUCGAUCAGUUCCUGGAGUGUGUGUGGCAGCUGUCUGAGCAGUUCCCAUGUGCCUUUGAGUUCAAUGAGCGCUUCCUCAUCGCCAUACACACACACGUCUACUCCUGCCAGUAUGGGACCUUCCUUGGAAACUGCCAGAAGGAACGCAGGGAUAUGAGGCUUCGUGAGCGGAGUCAUUCUGUGUGGCCUCAGCUAUGGAAGGACAGAGCAGAGUUCACCAACCCUCUGUACAAAGCCGAGCUGAGUCAGACUCAGGGUGUCCUGAGACCCAACACCACCCCCUACUGCUUCAAAAUGUGGAAGGGUUUAUACAACCACGUGGAGAAGUCGACGCCUCCCCGCCAGUCGCCUGCUGAUUUCCUGUCUGCCGUGAGGGAGGAAUCCCAGCAGCUGGAGGAGGAGCUGACCAAUCACCAGGAGAGGAUAGCAGCCCUGACAGGGAAGCCAAUCAUGUGGGAGAAGAUCAAGGUUCCGCAGAGGAAGACUAGCCGCCAGCGUCAGAGACACUGCGGGCCGGACCCGCCCACCACUUACACAGACCCAAUCACCAGCCCUGCACAGGACAACGGUCAUGCACUCUCCUCUGAACCAGCCAAUCAGAAAGCUCAGACGAAGGACCCCGCUCUCACCCUGCCUCUAGGGCCGCCUGUCCAGCUCAAGAGUCACGACCCCGAUGAUCUCUCCACCUGCAGCGACCUGGAGUCGGGCGUGGCUGACCUCAGCAGCCGCUCGUCCAGCGGCGGGGACGACGGCAAGGACCCGUACACGGAUGAGGCCGCCUUCACCACUGCCUGACUGGAAUAACGGAGCUGGAAAUCACUCUCGUAGAUCCCCAAAAAUAUUUAUUCAAACACAUGUCGGGGAGCAGAGAAGACUGUGACGAGUAAAGAUGGCUCCUGACUGACUGAAAGGCAGUUGCAUUUUAUCUCUUUUUUUCUAGUAGACAACUCUAGUUUGUCUCAUGGUAUAAAGGGAGUCACGGUGAAUUAGGGAAACCUCACUGGCUGUUUAUCAUUUUGCCUUCUUGACGAAGGCUCUGUUUUAAUCUGACAUUUUUUGUGUUGCACAAAGCCAGACAGCCUGCUUUUUUUUAUAUGUAGAUGCUGUUUUUAGGUGGUCUCAAUUACUGUCAUUUGUACUUUAUUUAAGGGAUGCACUAUUGCUGUGAGGUGGACAAAAGGUAGAUGGAACCAGCCUGAAAUAAUGUACAACACAGGCCUCAUGAGAGGUUCAGUGAGUAGAACAAACACACUGCUGCUGCACUCACAAGAUAAUUCAAACAAGUGGCUUCCUGACAUGAGAAACACAUAACUCGUGUCAGUAUUUCUCAAGAUAUUUCAUUAAUGAACACUUCUCCUCAAACAAAUAUAAAAUGAAUUUGCAACUGUGGUGUAAGAUAAGAUGUAUUAGGAGACUAGCUAUAAUCAUUUUCCUCCCAUGUGUUCCUUUAUUUCCCACAUUGUUGGAACACAUUUUGAAACUUUUAGACACACUAAAAGCAGCAGAUGUUUGUACUCACAACCUAACCUGCUGUCAGCGACGUCAUAUCUCUUUGGAUUGUCCUUCAGAUAUAACAUGGUUAUUCCACAGCCAAGACCAAGUAACCAGUGGCCGCUAAGUCUUCCCUGUAGCUCAGCAGGAAUAUCAUUAGAAAUAAAACUAACAUUGUUUCUCUGGAAAAGGAAUGUCAUUAGUUCAGGUAGAGGAAAAUGCAAGUUUGAGGGCUUUUUUUAGAUGGUCAUCAGCCUUUACAACUGAGCGCAAGAACAGAUCCAGAGAGUUGCUGCUGGAGAGAAAAUGUAAAAUGUUCUGUUAUAUAGUCUAAACACUGAGAGGCCAGCAAGCCGACAGCAUAAAACCUGUCCGUUUCUUCCCUGACCAGAACUUAGAUGAAGCCUGAUUUUUGUUGCAUUCAGCUCUUAAAAUUUUUAAAGAUAUUUAAAUCCUCCUUGAAUACUUUUUAAAAACAAAUAUUAGUUAACAACCAUGAAUGCUAAUAUACAGUAUUUAGGUUUUAAGAGUUACACAUUAUAGAAUAUACACUAUAACUUAGUUCAUAUUAGAAACAAGCAACUUCAAAGAUAUGGAAACUAAGUUAGAAAAGUGUAGAAGGGCACUUUUUAAAAAAAAAAACAUGUCUGUUUCCCAGCUAUGAGGCAGAUACAGGAGAAAAAAAAGACAACAGGAAGGAAACAUGAAUGCAGCCUGAUAUCUUGAAUCAGUCUAAGCUGUUGGUCAUUAACCAGAGCAAAAUGUGAACAAAAUUAUUCAUGUUUACAUCAAAAGAUGAAAUACUGUAUUUUUAUUUGUGUUUUUGUGUGCAAUAUAUUAUUUUAAAGCCAUUUUUUUCUUCAUUAUGUUUCAGUGUACUGUAUAACAUUCUGCAAUGACCUGAUAUCCACACUGAUGUAAUACGAUUUAAGACCUAUCGAAUCCUUCAGAUAAGAAAGCGUAUUUCAUGAAGUCCAGAGAGGCUUGUCAGAUAGCUGAUGUUUCAAAUGUCAUCAUAUAGACAGAAUUUAUCAUUUGUGUCCUUUAAUGUGAUCUUCAACUUUUUACAUUCCCAUGUAGAUGGAGUACCAACAGUGAGAACUCUUCUGAGAAAUGUUUAAGAGAUGUAAACACGUCUCAGUUUGUUUCAUGGUCUCUACACUGUCCAGUGCAUUCCAUAUUAUAACAAGCAGACAGUGUUUGUCUGUGUGGUAUCUACUGUGAGAGUUGACCUAUCAGAGCACAUUGUUGUGAAGCUGACAAUGAAAACCAAAUUUGGCUCCAGGUGAACAUUACUGCUUCACUGUAGGUGUGAAGAAAGCACUGAAUGUAUUCCAAGCGAAUGCUAACUGAAUAGCUUCUUAAAGCUACUGACUGGUGAUCCAACACUCUGACUUCCCAACAUUAAUAGAGUUCACAAAUUUACUCUAUUCAAAGCAGUGGAGGAGUGUACUGGUGCACCAGGUUAGAAAAAUUUGACUUCACUGGCCAUGGCAGGAGUGCUGGCAUACAAGAAGUUAAAGGAAAUGCAGCCAGUGUGUGAUGAGAGGUGUUGCAGCAUAGCUGUGAACAACAUCAACUGAAUCUGAUGAGCUAAAAAUUCCUUGAUCUCUCCUUCUUACCUGUACAUUUCACUGUAGACUGUGGUGUGUAUGUGUAUGUGUGUGUGUUCUGUAUCCAUUGAUGUUAAUGAUAUAUCAAUAAAUGCACUGUUUAAGGGAAACAACAGAAAUACA